Messenger RNA from Colletotrichum karsti, 1011 nucleotides. RefSeq lists its product as uncharacterized. Bases 1 to 1011 code for a protein of 336 amino acids. NCBI's taxonomy places the organism in Eukaryota, Fungi, Ascomycota, Sordariomycetes, Glomerellales, Glomerellaceae. The record is from RefSeq and is a predicted model, not a curated record. The transcript is spliced from 4 exons.
AUGGAUGCCAAUCGAGUCCGCUAUUUGCUGAGCUUACCCAAGGUCCGAGAGGAGCUGCAACGGCAUGGUUACGUGUUUUCCGACAGUGGCAAUUGGGUAGCGAACGAUCCCGAUAACGACCAUCGCGGCGAUAUCAACAAUCUCCCACCCGCCGCUCUGCAUAUCCUUAAGGCUUUCAAGAUCGAUAAUGCCCACGUCCCUCAGCCUCCUGAGAUUAUCCCCCAGGAAUACCAGCAGGAUACCAGCGCCAAACAGAGCUUCUACGCGUACGACGAAAUAAACCACGAACUUGACCUCAUCGCUCGUUAUACGUACGGCGAUACCGAGCACACCACCCAAAACGCGAAUCAGGCCCCAAGUAUUCCUCAGGAAUAUCAGCAAGGCUGCGAUGCCACUGAUGCUGUCGCUGAUAGCGGUAUAUAUUACGAUGUGAACGACGUCGACGCCGACGGCGAGGAUGAGGGCGAUACGUGCUACGUCCGCGUCGUCUGUCAUCGCAGCCCCGGCCUCGAACUCGGUCUCUCCGGCCCCGACUCCAACUCCAUCUCCGGUUCCCACUUCGACUCCAGCUCCGGCUCCGAAUCGGGCCGCCUCCCUCCCCCGGACUCGGGUCGACCUCCGCUGCCCCCGGGUUUCCGAUACGCUGGUAACUGGACCUUGGGGCCCGGCUGGCCCUCUAAUCGGCCGGUCAACCCUCCUCCUCGUAAGAACAAGACAACGAACAGAGAUACCAAGGCCUCGCGAGAAGCCCACGCCGGCUGGAAGUACUGCGCCUUUUGUUCAUCUUGGGUGUGGGACGUCUGCUUUGUGCGCGGAUCGCCUCCGUUCUCUGGAACCGCCUGCAAUCACUGCGAACGGAGGACCGCCAAGAGCGCCAAGCGGAGGCAACAGGCCAACUUCGAUGCCCUGAACUGGCUGAUUGAGUGGCAGCCGCUUGUGGUCAAUGGAAAGCAGAGUGACCCGGGUCAUAUCCGCGAGGAGAAGCCUACCAAGCGAAGGAGGCCUGGUUAG